Molecule: messenger RNA, 1140 nt
Organism: Danio rerio (zebrafish)
Lineage: Eukaryota; Metazoa; Chordata; Actinopteri; Cypriniformes; Danionidae
Gene: foxg1c
Product: forkhead box G1c
Biological process (GO): regulation of DNA-templated transcription; animal gross anatomical part developmental process
Cellular component (GO): nucleus
Molecular function (GO): DNA-binding transcription factor activity; sequence-specific DNA binding; DNA binding
Source: RefSeq, marked provisional
AUGGAGGACUUAAAGCCCCCCGUGAGUUUUUUCCACAAGUCGUCAUUCAGCAUCAGCAGUUUACUGCUGCGACACGAACGCGCGAGAAGCGACGCGCAGGAAGCACCGCGCUCUCGAUCGGCGAAGCCGCCCGCGCGCUGCCAUCAGCCUGCAGACAAACCUGUCCGGGAGCGCAACGAAUUAGUGACCAGAACCGAGAAAAAAGACGGAGUUGGAGAGCCCAAGUGUGAGGGAACAGAUGUGCCGGAGAAAAAGAGUAAACCCGAUAAGCCUCCGUUCAGUUAUAACGCGCUUAUCAUGAUGGCCAUCCGCCAGAGCCCGGAGCGGCGGCUCACCCUCAACGGCAUCUACGAGUUCAUCAUGGGCAACUUUCCGUACUACCGGGAAAACAGACAGGGCUGGCAGAACUCCAUCCGACACAACUUGAGCCUCAACAAGUGCUUCGUCAAAGUCCCGCGCCACUACGACGACCCGGGAAAGGGCAACUACUGGAUGCUGGACCCGUCGAGUGACGAUGUUUUCAUCGGCGGAACCACCGGCAAACUCCGGCGGCGGUCCACCGCCGCGUCGAGAGCCAAACUGGCCAUGAAGAGAGGCGCCCGGCUGUCCUCCACCGCCGCCUCCGCUGGACUGGCGUUCGCAGGCUCAUUUUACUGGCCGGUCCCGCCGUUCGUGACCCUCCAGCACCGACACUCGAGCCCCGCAGCCGCGCACCACAGCAACUACGCCGCGUCUGUCCUCUCUCAGAGCGCGCGCCACUUCAGCUCCGUCGCUCCCGCCGCGGAAAGGCUUCUGAUCCCGUCCAGCCAAGAGGCCACUUAUUACGGGAUGGGCUGCGAGCAGAUGACCUCCUCCUCCUCCUCCUUCUCCACAUCUGCCUCUGUGCCUCUGCCUCUGUCCGCGCCCUGCUCUUUUAAUUUACUCUCCAACCAGUCCAGUUAUUUUUACUCCCAUCAGGUGCCUCACACAGCUGGACUGUCGGCCUGGUCGCAGGAGGAAUCUUACCUCUCCAAAACAUCGCCUUCGGGACAGUUUUUCCCAGGAAAGCCUUCUCCUUCUUCUUCUGAAUAUAUCGGAGGACUUUGUACAGACAUUCCCAGUUAUUUCCCUCAUUUUAACACAGCCAGCUCCAUGCACUGA